AUGAGAAAGGGUAUUUACUUAUAUGAUUGUUAUUUGGAUAAUAAUAACGACGUGAUUGCCAAUAAUAGAUGGAGAUCUAAGUUUCGGAAGUUUGCUUUUUUCAUUUCGAUAUGUUUGGCUACGACUUUUGUUUGUGUUUCAUUAGGAGGAUGUUCGUUGGCAAGCUUCGGAUAUAUUAAAUCUAAUUUCCUAUUCAAUGACGGCUACAGUUCUAUCUCUUCUUCGUCUAAUUUCAAUACAGUCAACGUCACGAUCACGGAUUUUAAUAGCCACUUUCUGAAAACGUCACAAAUUCAGGGACUCAACUAUUACAAGGAUGAUCAGAUAUACAAUUUUUUCUAUGAAAAAAUUAAACUAAAGAAAAUUCAAUCGCAAUUAAUUAAUAAAAAUGAAUUCGAAGACUGGUUACAAGCACAGAAAUCAAACUCUUUAGAGAGAUUAUUGUUCAAUGUGAUGGAUAAAAAUUUAAAUGGCCACGAAAAUUUAUUAAAUAAAAAUGAAAAAAUAAUAGAAGGUGCAAUUGUUGCGUCACAAUCAACACAAGAUCCAAAUUACUUUUUCCAAUGGAUAAGGGACAGUGCGAUAGUUAUUAAUACCGUGACUGACAAUAUAUUUGAUGAAAAAAAUUAUAAUAUUACAUUAGUUGGCACGUUCUUAAAGUAUUUAAAUAUAUCUUAUAAUCUACAAAGAACUGACAAUUUAUCAGGUGGAAGUGUACCCGAUGGCGAUUUAAAGGGAUUAGGUGAACCAAAAUGGAAUGUGGAUAACUCACCAUAUAAUGAUAAUUGGGGUAGACCGCAGAAUGAUGGACCUCCGUUACGAAUAAUAGCAAUUCUGAAUUUUUAUUCAAGACUUUCGAUUUUCAAUGAUGCAAACAAUUCUAAUGUUACUGUUCACGAUUUAAUUAAAGAGUAUAAUAUGAAAUACACGAAGUUGGAAACAAAUUUUACUUCAGAAACUGAUAUUUUCAAUGAAAUUAUUUAUUACGAUUUGAAAUUUAUUAUUAAUAAUUGGAAAGAAAGAAAUUUUGAUAUUUGGGAAGAAGUCAAUGGUAUACAUUUUUUCACUUCUUUAAUGCAAUUGACUUCAAUUAAAAUGACGUUAAAUUAUAUGAAAACUUCCGGAUCUUUUACAACUACUGGGAAAUUGAAACCAAUGUACGACUCGUUGAUUGAUACUUAUGAAAAGAUGUAUAAAUUCAUAUUAUUGGAUUCUGGAUUUAUUAUCAACAAUGACUCUAAACAUCAUAUUGUUGAGACGCCAGAAAUCCUGUCAUAUAGAAGCGGUCUUGACAUCGCAACAAUCAUUGCUUCAUUAUUAUCACAUUCAACAGAUAAUGAAUUUCUCGAUAAUUCCUUACCAUUUGAUGUGGAUGAUUCAAGCAUAUUGAAUUCUUUGUAUUAUUUAAUCAAUGAAAUGUCGCAAUUGUAUCCGGUUAAUUUAAAUAGAAAAUCGAUGAAUAUGGGUGUCGCUUUAGGAAGAUAUCCAGAAGAUGUUUACGAUGGGUACAAGAAGUCAGAAGGAAAUCCAUGGUUUUUAGCAACCAGUAGUGCAUCAGAAUUGAUUUAUCAAUUAAUCAUCAAGAUCAAGACAUUAAAACAGGAUAUACUCAUUCCAUUAGCAACAGAGAGUAAAAAUAAUAAUGAUCAUGACAUUUUCUGGACUCUGAUCUUUGAUAAUAUAGCCCACAUAGAUACGAAGGAAAGUAACAUAAAGAAUGGUAACAGCUAUCAAUUAUUGUUACCUUACAAUUCACGUUCCUUCAACCAAACUUUAGAAAAUUUAUUCAAAUACGGCGAUUCGUUCCUCGACUGUGUUCGAGAACACUCAAGUGAAGAAGGUAAUCUAAGUGAGCAAUUCAAUAAGUACACAGGUUUCCUACAAGGCGCUCAAGAUUUGACUUGGUCAUAUAACUCUUUCUUGUCAGCAUGUCAAUCGAGAGACAAAGUCAUAAACAUGAUGAGUUUUAAAUAA
Messenger RNA from Tetrapisispora phaffii CBS 4417, 1974 nucleotides. It is a transcript of the gene SGA1, whose product is annotated as glucan 1,4-alpha-glucosidase. The record is from RefSeq and is a predicted model, not a curated record. Gene Ontology annotation, molecular function: glucan 1,4-alpha-glucosidase activity. Bases 1 to 1974 code for a protein of 657 amino acids. Gene Ontology annotation, biological process: polysaccharide metabolic process. Lineage: Eukaryota; Fungi; Ascomycota; Saccharomycetes; Saccharomycetales; Saccharomycetaceae. The transcript has a single exon. Gene Ontology annotation, cellular component: fungal-type vacuole.